Messenger RNA from Drosophila arizonae, 4265 nucleotides. It is a transcript of the gene Ptp99A, whose product is annotated as Protein tyrosine phosphatase 99A. Lineage: Eukaryota; Metazoa; Arthropoda; Insecta; Diptera; Drosophilidae. Gene Ontology annotation, biological process: protein dephosphorylation. Gene Ontology annotation, molecular function: protein tyrosine phosphatase activity; protein binding. The record is from RefSeq and is a predicted model, not a curated record.
UGCUUUCAGAAAGAGAUAAAUAUAUAGAAAAGGAUACAAAUUGAAACAGCAGCAACAGCCGCAAAAGCCACGCCCACAAAAUGACGCUGCGCAUAUCGGUGAAAUCGAGAAAUCAUCUUGGACUCAUUAUUUAUGGCUUUGUCUGGCUGCUGAUAACGACAACAACAUCAACAAUGCCAUCCAUCGAAGCUGGACGAAUUUUCGACGUCACGAAUCUGGACUACGUCAAGGUAACGGCCGAGGCUGGCAAGAACGUGACCAUACCCUGUCCGGGCGUCACAGAGCACUCGCUGGUGGACACUUUGGUCUGGAAGACAGCGUCGACGACAAUCGCACAGUUUGCCAAUCGCAUUCCGUUGCUCCACAGCCCCAGGAUUCAACUGUUAUCGGACAAUUUCGGCCUGCAGUUCGCCCCGGCCCUGGCGAGCGACACAUCGGAGUACAUUUGUCUAGUCAACGAUCGGCAUAUACCAGAGGCCAUUGUUGAUCUGCUGGUGCAGGAUGUGCCCGAUCCACCGGAGCGUCCUUUGUUAAUAAGUUUCACAUCACGCUCCGUGAACUUAUCCUGGGCGCACUCCCAGCAUCCACGGAAUGCGCCAGUGACGCAUUUCAUUAUUGAAACUCGCGAGGGCGAGGAUGGCAUCUGGGAUCAAGUGUCGCGCAUCUAUACCAGAACCAAUGCGACUUCAUAUCAGGUGACGGGCCUCACUCCGUUCACCGUUUACAGCUUCCGUCUGCUGGCCGUCAACAAGCUGGGCGUCAGUCCGCCCUCCAAGGAGUCCUACUACAUUGUGACGCUGCGUGAAGCGCCCACAGGCAAGCCGAUACCCACCACGGCGCACAACACCUCAUCCAGCUCGGUGUACAUCUCGUGGAAGCCGCCGGCGCCCGACACCAUUCUGGGCGAGUUUCUGGGCUAUCGCAUAACAUAUCGUCCACGCGAUCGCAGCCCCAACGAUACCAAGGAAAUCUAUAUACGCGACAAUACAGUGGAGAGCCACGAGAUACAGAAUCUGGAAACCUACACGCAGUACAAGGUCACCGUGCAGGUGUUCAACCCAGAAGGGCUCGGCCCAGAGACAACCAUACUGGUGAUGACCGAUGAAGGAGUGCCAAGCAAACCUCAGAAUCUCACCGUUCUAGAUGUCUCCGCAAAUAGCAUCACAAUGUCCUGGCAUCCGCCAAAGAAUCAAAAUGGCGCCAUCGCCGGCUAUCAUGUCUUUCACAUCCACGACAACCAGACGGGCGUUGAAAUUGUCAAGAACUCACGCAACUCGGCCGAAACUCUGAUACACUUCGAACUUCAAAAUCUGAAACCCUUUACCGACUAUCGCGUCAUUGUCAAAGCGUUCACCACAAAGAACGAGGGCGAACCCUCCGAUCAGAUUGCCCAGCGUACGGAUGUGGCCGGACCCAGUGCCCCGGCGAUUGUAAAUCUGACGUGUCAUUCGCAGGAGUCGAUUACGAUACGUUGGAAGCGACCCUACGAGUUCUACAACACCAUCGACUUUUACAUCAUCAAGACCCGACUCGCCGGCCAGGAUACGCAUCGUGAUAUACGCAUCAAUGCAUCUGCCAAGGAGCUAGAAACAGCGCUGAUUUUACAAAAUCUGACAACGAAUUCCUACUACGAGGUCAAAGUGGCAGCAGCCACGUUCAGCGUUAUAAAUCCCAAGAAAAUAGUCUUGGGUAAAUUUUCGGAAUCACGAAUUAUACAAUUGCAGCCGAACUGCGAGAAGCUGCAGCCACUGUUGAGGCAAUCGCACAACGACUACAACUUGGCCGUCCUGGUGGGCAUCAUUUUCAGCUGCUUCGGCAUCGUUCUGAUUGUCAUGGCCUUCUUCCUGUGGAGCAGAAAGUGCUUCCAUGCGGCUUACUACUACCUGGACGAUCCGCCACAUCAUCCGAAUGCGCCGCAGGUGGACUGGGAGGUGCCCGUCAAGAUCGGAGAUGAGAUACGUGCGGCGGUGCCCGUAAAUGAAUUCGCUAAGCAUGUGGCGUCGCUGCAUGCGGACGGGGAUAUUGGUUUUAGUCGCGAGUACGAGGCCAUUCAGAACGAGUGCGUCACCGAUGAUCUGGCCUGCGAGCACUCGCAGCAUCCGGAGAACAAGCGCAAGAACCGCUAUCUCAACAUUACAGCCUACGAUCACAGUCGCGUCCAUUUGCAUCCCACGCCUGGCCAGAAGAAGAACUUGGACUACAUCAAUGCCAACUUCAUCGACGGAUACCAGAAGGCGCACGCCUUCAUUGGCACCCAGGGCCCCUUGCCCGACACCUUCGAUUGCUUCUGGCGCAUGAUCUGGGAGCAGCGCGUGGCCAUCAUCGUCAUGAUCACCAAUUUGGUGGAGCGCGGACGGCGCAAGUGCGAUAUGUAUUGGCCGAAGGAUGGCGUCGAGACCUAUGGCGUUAUACAGGUGAAGCUGGUCGAGGAGGAGGUCAUGUCCACGUACACGGUGCGCACGCUGCAAAUCAAGCACCUCAAGCUGAAGAAGAAGAAGCAGUGCAAUCUGGAGAAACUUGUCUAUCAAUAUCACUAUACCAACUGGCCGGAUCAUGGCACCCCGGAUCAUCCAUUGCCCGUGCUGAACUUCAUCAAGAAGUCCUCAGCUGCCAAUCCCCCCGAUGCCGGUCCAAUCGUAGUCCACUGCAGCGCUGGCGUCGGUCGCACUGGCACCUACAUUGUACUGGACGCCAUGCUCAAGCAGAUCCAGCAGAAGUCGAUUGUGAAUGUGUUUGGCUUCUUGCGUCACAUCCGCGCCCAGCGAAACUUCCUUGUCCAGACCGAGGAGCAGUAUAUAUUCCUGCACGAUGCGCUCGUCGAGGCGAUCGCCUCGGGCGAGACCAAUCUGACAGCAGAGCAAGUCGAGGAGCUCAAGAACUGCACUCCGUACUUGGAGCAGCAGUACAAGAACAUCAUACAAUUCCAGACAAAGGACAUACACAUCGCCUCCGCCAUGAAGCAGGUGAACUCGAUUAAGAAUCGCGGCGCCAUCUUCCCCAUUGAGGGCAGUCGCGUCCAUUUGACACCCAAGCCGGGUGAGGAUGGCAGCGAUUACAUAAAUGCCUCGUGGCUGCAUGGCUUCCGGCGUCUACGUGACUUCAUUGUCACCCAACAUCCCAUGUCGCACACGAUAAAGGACUUCUGGCAAAUGGUCUGGGACCACAAUGCACAGACCAUCGUGCUGCUCUCCUCGCUGGAUGAUAUUAACUUUGCCCAGUUCUGGCCGGAUGAGACCACGCCCAUCGAGAGCGAUUAUUAUCGCGUCAAAUUCCUGAACAAAGUCAACAAAAGCGACUAUGUAAGCCGCGAUUUUGUCAUCCAGUCCAUACAGGACGACUAUGAGCUCAGUGUCAAAAUGCUCCAUUGCCCCAGCUGGCCCGAGAUGUCCAAUCCGAAUAGCAUCUAUGACUUCAUCGUCGAUGUGCAUGAGCGCUGCAAUGACUAUCGCAACGGACCCAUUGUUGUGGUCGACAGAUAUGGCGGCGCCCAGGCGUGUACCUUCUGCGCCAUCUCCUCGCUGGCCAUUGAGAUGGAGUACUGCAAUACGGCGAACGUGUAUCAGUAUGCCAAGCUUUAUCAUAACAAGCGACCCGGCGUCUGGACCUCCAGCGAGGAUAUACGCCUCAUCUACAAUAUACUGUCCUAUUUGCCAGGCAAUCUCAAUUUAUUGAAGCGCACGGCGCUGCGCACGGAAUUCGAGGAUGUGACAACGGCCACGCCGGAUCUCUAUAGCAAAAUUUGCAGCAAUGUUGCUCCAUCAUCCAUUACACCCACACCCAGCAAUGACAUGCCCAAUCCAACAGCAACAACAACAACAACAACAACAUCUACAACAGUCCCAAUACCAACAACAAUAACAACACCAACAACAAUCGCCACAGCCACAACCACACCAACAACUGAUUUAACCCAUACUAAUGCUAAUUUUACCACUGUUACUAACAAUGCUGCCGAUGUGCCGCCAAUAAUUGCUGUAAAUUGUGAUGAACUGGUUCAACAACAACAUCAACAACAACAAAUGCUCGCGCUGAUACAACAACAAACCCAACUGCAACAACAAUAUAAUACGCAUCAACAACAACAACAAUUGGAAAAUGCCAACUGCCUGCAUGUUGAUGAACUGAUCCACCCAACAACGGCCACUCCACCAACACCAACAACAACCMUGUGCAACAACAACAACAACAUCAACAACCUGCAACAACCGCUUAAUCCAGCAGUCACAGAUGCUCAAAACUUAGAUAUUGUAGCUUAGAAAUAAACA